GACAUAUCCGGCAUGCCUCAUACAGGUCAAGCCGGGGUCAAUCAGCUAGGGGGCGUUUUCGUAAACGGUCGUCCCCUCCCCGACGUGGUUCGCAAGAGGAUUGUCGAGCUGGCCAUCAUGGGCGUCAGGCCUUGCGACAUCAGCAGACAGUUGCUCGUGUCCCACGGAUGCGUCUCCAAGAUCCUGACGAGGUUUUACGAGACCGGCUCGAUUCGGCCCGGUUCAAUCGGCGGAAGCAAGACUAAGCAAGUGGCAACACCGACUGUAGUCAAGAAGAUACUCCGAUUAAAACAGGAGAAUCCAGGAAUGUUUGCGUGGGAGAUCAGAGAACGACUCCUCAGCGCUAGAGUGUGCGAACCACAUUCUAUACCGUCAGUAUCUUCAGUGAACCGAAUCCUUCGGAACAGCGGGCUGGCUUGGAACGACGAUGAAGGCAGAGGACACGAAUCCUAUGCACCGCCGGAACAGCCGCCAAAUGUGCUAGACUACAUGACCCCAACGCUUCUACCGCAACAGAAUCCCCCCUACCUGAUCCACCCCGCAGUACGUGUGCCCCUACAGUCAACAGAACCCAGGAUUUACGACAGACGACUCGCCACAUCCUGGUUCCUGGCUAACCAAGUCCAGACCCAGGGAUUGCUGAAGCCUUACCCGAUAUCGCCCUGGCAGCGUCUGGUUUCACCGUACGACAGCAAAGAAUUCCCACCAUACGCUUUGGCACUUCACAAUGACCUGCUCAAAAUGAAUUCGGAUGCUAAAUCAGAAGACUCCGAGCAUAUAUCGAUUGACGCCAGCGAUGAUAGCACAGAUAAGCCCGAACAAGAAGAGAUCGAACCGAAAAUGGUUGACGAAAGGGAGAAAAAGAAGAAUCCCUAUUCAAUAGAAGAACUAUUGAAGAAGCCGAGCAAGAUGAACGUGAAACCUUGUUUUCGUUUCCUGCCUCACUCGAGCAGCAGCGUUGCUGAUAUGCAGGAAAAGGACAGCAAUAGAAGUUCGCCAGCAAGCUUUUGCUCAAUGCAAAGCGGCGUAUCCAAUGAUUUCACGGAACCAAUCAGUUCGGAAAUAAAAGCGGGAAAUUGA
Molecule: messenger RNA, 1080 nt
Organism: Bombyx mandarina (wild silkworm)
Lineage: Eukaryota; Metazoa; Arthropoda; Insecta; Lepidoptera; Bombycidae
Gene: Poxn
Product: paired box pox-neuro
Biological process (GO): anatomical structure development; regulation of transcription by RNA polymerase II
Molecular function (GO): DNA-binding transcription factor activity, RNA polymerase II-specific; RNA polymerase II cis-regulatory region sequence-specific DNA binding
Source: RefSeq, a predicted model, not a curated record